Molecule: messenger RNA, 1973 nt
Organism: Haliotis rufescens (red abalone)
Lineage: Eukaryota; Metazoa; Mollusca; Gastropoda; Lepetellida; Haliotidae
Product: IQ motif and ankyrin repeat domain-containing protein 1-like
Exons: 14
Coding region: 132-1853 (573 amino acids)
Biological process (GO): regulation of barbed-end actin filament capping
Cellular component (GO): nucleus; cytoplasm
Molecular function (GO): protein binding
Source: RefSeq, a predicted model, not a curated record
ACAUCGUAUCGCUAAGUGCGCGUCUGAAAUGUUGUGACCAUGGCGUCUUGAAGUGAGCAAGAUUCAGUUAAGUUUUGACAAAGAUGGAGAUAUGAACAUAUACUAUUAUUGACACGAGCCCACAACUAACGAUGCCACCCAAAAAGACUUUCCAGACUAAAGCUGCUACAACAAAAACAGCAAACAAGGGAAAUACAACUAAGAAAGUAUCAACAGGGCCAGGAAAAAAGACAGUCACCUCAACAGGGAAAGGGAAAACUGAAGUGAAAGCAGAGCAAGCAAAGCCGAAGAAGAAAAUCUGGACCAAAGAUGAUGCUGCUGCUAGAACAAUCCAAACAUCAUAUAGAAGAUUUCAAGCAAAGAUCUUUCUGGAAAGAAAGAAAAAGGAAAAACAAGAAUAUGAUGAACUGAUGAAUAAACUUGAGAAAGAGGCAUUUGUGAAGCUGGUGAAGAUGAAACAGGAAGAGGCAGAAAGGGAGAGACAGAUAGAAGAAGAGGAAAGGAAGAAAAAGGCUGAACAAAGAAAAAGAAUCAAGCGAGUCCUUGAGGCAGCAUUUGAUGGAGACAACGAGGAACUAUUGGCUAUAAUCAGAGAGGUAUCUGAACUUGAUGACAAGGCUGACGUUGGUCAUGAUGUCAAUGGUCUUGCCAUCAGAAACAAACAUCUGCUUGCGUUGGUGGAGUGUGCAGAUGCUAAUGAUAACAGUGCCCUGUCAGAAGCUGCCAAUGGUGGAUGUGCUGACACACUUUGUUUACUUCUUGAGCAUGGAGCCAAUCCCAACACACAGGGCCAGUUCUGGCGCACUCCACUCUACCGGGCAGCCUUCGCAGGUCACCUGGAUGCAUGUCAGGUGCUGAUGCAGCAUGGAGCUGAUCCUCGGAUAUAUGCUGCUGAUGGUCAAACACCAGAACAGGUUGCAUCAGUUGAUGCUGUGUGUCAGUUCCUAGCAGCAUGGGACAUUUGCCAGACAGAGGUGCUGCUGCAGAAGCUUGAGGCAGACAAAGAACAAAGGCUGGAGGAGGAAAGGAGGGUACAGACGACUGUGCAAAACAAACUGGAGGAGCAAGUGAGGAUUGCACAGAAGGAAUAUGUCUCGAAGCAAAAUCAGCUCAACCGGGCAUAUUGUGAACUGGAGAAGAGAAUCACAGAGCAUGAUACAGCAGCAGCCUCUGGCUUUGAGAGAACUGACAUCACACUGAAUACAGUCCAUGAUGCUGAGUUGGAACUGGAAGUCAUAAAGAUUGAAUUCGACAAAGCUCAGGACAAACUUGCCUUCACUAAAAUGAAACUUCGGGAACAGCAAAUGACUCAGCCAGGUGUGAAUGGAGGACCUGGUGAUCUUCCUGGAUUGAAGGUGAUGGUUAGAGAGCUAGAUGAAGUUCUUUUAAGAGACGUCGGCAACAAAAUCAAAGAAUCUGGCAAGUGGCCUCUCAUAAUUGACACCAGUGGCCAGGCUGCAAUUUUCCUGCGUUACCGAGACACCAACUAUGUGAAUGCUCUCCGCCCUGCCGAUGUGGAGCCUGACCGCCUCAGAAUAGCGCUGCUUGGUGCUGUCAGGUUUGGGAAACCACUUGUACUGGACAUGAUGGAAAUUGACAUGUUUGAGACAUUUUCUGACCGAAUGGAUAUCAUUCAGGAGGGACUUAUGGCCUCUGUACUAGACAAAACAAUACUACAGAAUCACAGGUACUUGAGUCUGCUGAAGGACAGCGAUGGAGAGGAAUAUAGCAAGACAAGAUUUAAUGAUCUCCGCACACAGAACUUCCGCUUCUUUAUUGUCACCAAGAAUCCCUUCCCUCCUGAAGAUCUGAUGGAACUGACCUUUCCUAUAAGGGUUUUUGUCCCCACAUGAUCCAGAAUUAACAUGGAACAACUAACAGAUCUCUAAACAAGUUGUAAUAAAGGCAGUAUCUAAAAGGGACCAGUGUAGUAAGUUAUUUAUUAUUCAAUAAAACUUUGCACAAUAUCCCUA